Molecule: messenger RNA, 4230 nt
Organism: Gorilla gorilla gorilla (western lowland gorilla)
Lineage: Eukaryota; Metazoa; Chordata; Mammalia; Primates; Hominidae
Exons: 11
Coding region: 65-2470 (801 amino acids)
Source: RefSeq, a predicted model, not a curated record
UUUUUCAAAGGUCAGAGCAGAUUGAACCUGUGUGGUUUCAUUUUCCCUGAUUUUGAUUUUUCUCAUGGGGAACCUGUGUGGCUGCAUUCAAGGUGACUCAAAGAAGCCUUCCAAAAAGCGUGUGAAAAAGGAGACCUACUCUACUACCAAGGUGACUUCAGGGAGCACAUUCAAUGAGAAUACAAGAAGAUAUGCUGUGCACACCAACCAGUGUCAGAGACCUCCUGGCUCCCGGGUAAAGAAGAAGAGGUACCCACAAGAAGAUGACUUCCAUCAUACAGUCUUCAGCAACCUUGAAAGAUUGGACAAGCUUCAGCCCACUCUUGAAGCCUCUGAGGAGUCUCUAGUUCACAAGGACAGAGGAGAUGGAGAGAGGCCAGUCAACGUGAGGGUGGUGCAGGUGGCCCCUCUGAGGCGUGAAUCUACUCCCCAUGAGGACGCCGUACACGACAUCACUAACGAGGACGCCACACACGACAUCGCUAACGAGGACACUGUACACCACAUCACUAACGAGGCCGCCGACAAGGGCAUCGCCAACGAGGACGCCGCCCAGAGCAUCGCCAACGAGGGCGCCGCCCACGGAAUCGCCAGCGAGGAUGCCGCCCAGGGCAUCGCCAACGUGGUCGCCGUCCAGGGCAUCGCCAAGGAGGACGCCGCCCACGGCAUCGCCAACGAGGACGCCGCCCACGGCAUCACCAGCGAGGACGCCGUCCAGGGCAUCGCCAACGAGGACGCCGCCCAGGGCAUCGCCAACGAGGGCGCCGCCCACGGAAUCGCCAGCGAGGAUGCCGCCCAGGGCAUCGCCAAGAAGGACGCCAUCCAGGGCAUCGCCAAGGAGGACGCCGUCCACGGCAUCGCCAAGGAGGACGCCACCCAGGGCAUCGCCAACGAGGACGCCGCCCAGGGCAUCGCCAACGAGGACGCCGCCCACGGCAUCGCCAGCGAGGACGCCGCCCAGGGCAUCGCCAGCGAGGACGCCGCCCAGGGCAUCGCCAACGAGGACGCCGCCCACGGAAUCGCCAGCGAGGAUGCCGCCCAGGGCAUCGCCAACGUGGUCGCCGCCCAGGGCAUCGCCAACGUGGUCGCCGUCCAGGGCAUCGCCAGCGAGGACGCCGCCCACGGCAUCGCCAGCGAGGACGCCGCCCAGGGCAUCGCCAGCGAGGACGCCGCCCAGGGCAUCGCCAACGAGGACGCCGCCCACGGAAUCGCCGGCGAGGAUGCCGCCCAGGGCAUCGCCAACGUGGUCGCCGUCCAGGGCAUCGCCAACGAGGAUGCCGCCCACGGCAUCGCCAACGAGGACGCCGCCCACGGCAUCGCCGGCGAGGACGCCGCCCACGGAAUCGCCAGCGAGGAUGCCGCCCAGGGCAUCGCCAACGUGGUCGCCGUCCAGGGCAUCGCCAAGGAGGACGCCGUCCAGGGCAUCGCCAAGGAGGACGCCGCCCAGGGCAUCGCCAGCGAGGACGCCGCCCAGGGCAUCGCCAGCGAGGACGCCGUCCACGGAAUCGCCAGCGAGGAUGCCACCCACGGAAUCGCCAGCGAGGAUGCCGCCCAGGGCAUCGCCAAGGAGGACGCCGCCCAGGGCAUCGCCAACGUGGUCGCCGUCCAGGGCAUCGCCAAGGAGGACGCCGUCCACGGCAUCGCCAAGGAGGACGCCGCCCACGGCAUCGCCAGCGAGGACGCCGCCCACGGAAUCACCAGCGAGGAUGCCGCCCAGGGCAUCGCCAAGGAGGACGCCAUCCAGGGCAUCGCCAAGGAGGACGCCAUCCACGGCAUCGCCAAGGAGGACGCCACCCAGGGCAUCGCCAACGAGGACGCCACCCAGGGCAUCGCCAACGAGGACGCCGCCCACGGAGUCGCCAGCGAGGAUGCCGCCCAGGGCAUCGCCAACGUGGUCGCCGUCCAGGGCAUCGCCAAGGAGGACGCCGUCCACGGCAUCGCCAAGGAGGACGCCGCCCAGGGCAUCGCCAACGAGGACGCCGCCCACGGCAUUGCCAGCGAGGACGCCGCCCAGGGCAUCGCCAACGAGGACGCCGCCCAGGGCAUCGCCAACGAGGACGCCGCCCAGGGCAUCGCCAACGAGGAUGCCGCCCACGGAAUCGCCAGCGAGGAUGCCGCCCAGGGCAUCGCCAAGGAGGACGCCGCCCAGGGCAUCGCCAACGAGGACGCCGCCCAGGGCAUCGCCAACGAGGACGCCGCCCAGGGCAUCGCCAACGAGGACGCCGCCCAGGGCAUCGCCAACGAGGACGCCGCCCAGGGCAUCGCCAACGAGUACGCCGCCCAGGGCAUCGCCAUUGCUAAUGACACCGUACAAGACAUGCUAUCGAGGACGCUGUACAGGACAUCGCUAAUGAGGGCACUGUACAAGACAUCACCAAUGAGGGCACUUUAUACGACAUUGCUAAUGACACCGACAAGGCACGCUAACGUGGACGCUGUACACAACAUUGCUAAUGAGGACACCGUAUAAGACAUCGCUAGUAACUAUCGCAAGAACAAAAAACCAAACACCGCAUAUUCUCACUCGUAGGUGGGAAUUGAACAAUGAGAUCACAUGGACACAAGAAGGGGAAUAUCACACUCUGGGGACUGUUGUGGGGUGGGGGUGGGGGGGAGGGAUAGCAUCGGGAGAUAUACCUAGUGCUAGAUGAUGAGUUAGUGGGUGCAGCGCACCAGCAUGGCACAUGUAUACUUAUGUAACUAACCUGCACAAUGUGCACAUGUACCCUAAAACUUAAAGUAUAUAUAUAAAAAAAAAGACAUUGCUAGUGAGCACGCUGUAUACGACAUCGCUAAUGAGGACGCUAUAUAUGACAUCGCUGAUGAGGACAUUGUAUACGACAUCACUAAUGAGGACACCAUACAAGGCAUCGCUAACGAUGACGCUGUACACAACAUCGCUAGUGAUGACACCGUAUAAGACAUCGCUAAUUAUGACGCUGUAUACGACAUCGCUAAUGACACCAUACAAGGCAUGCUAAUGAGGAUGCUGUACACGACAUCACUAAUGAGGACAGUGUGCAAGCCAUCGCUAAUGAGGACACUGUAUAUGACAUCGCUAACGAGGACACUGUACAAGGCAUUGCUAACGAGGACGCUGUACACAACAUCGCUAAUGAGGACACCAUAUAAGACAUCACCAAUGAGGAUGCUGUAUAUGACAUCGCUAAUGACACCCACAAGGCAUGCUAACGAGGAUGCUGUAGACGACAUUGCUUAUAAGGACACCGUACAAGACAUCGCUAACCAGGACACUGUAUACGACAUCGCUAAUGAGGACGUUGUAUAUGACAUCGCUAAUGAGGAUGCUUUACAAGACGUAGCUAAUGAGGUUGCUGUAUAUGACAUCGCUAAUGAGGACAUUGUAUAUGACAUCGCUAAUGAGGACGCUCUAUACGAUAUCACUAAUGAGGACGCUGUAUACAACAUCGCUAAUGAGGACGCUGUAUAUGGCAUCGCUAAUGAGGAUGCUGUAUACGAAUUCGCUAAUAAGGACGCUGUAUAUGACAUUGCUAAUGAGGACACUGUACAAGACAUCGGUAAAAAAGAAGAUGCUGCCAAUGAGCCAUUGACACUGGAGAAUGAUACGUACCCUGAAAGAACUCACUUCCUGAGGAAAAAGCGCCAUCUCUAGGGACUUUAAAAAGCACUCAUGUUUCCAGCCUCACUGUUGACUCCUGGCUUAAAGGGAUCUCCCGGGGUGAGUGAGGAGGCGGGAUCGGACCCUGGCAGUCUGACGGCAGCACCUGUGUUCCUCUGCACUGGGCCGUGGAUGACAUUACACACCUUGCCACUCCCACGGUCCUGUAUGUUCCGGAUAUUUAAAAAUAAUGGCUAUAAGGUUGAGCACUUCAGGAUAUGCUGUUUUGCUGUGUGCAGAUGGAGGCAGUGGCUGGAGUGAAUGAACGGCAACACUUGCUGGCAACCGGCAGAAGCUGAGAGACAGGGAACAGGCUCUCCUCCAGAGCCUCCAGGAGCCAGGCCUUUGGACACCUUGAAUGUGGGCUUCUGGGAGACCAUGCGUUUCUGUUAUAAGCAGCCCAGUCUCUGGCAGUUUUUACGGCUGCCCCCGAACACUCAUCUAUACCUGUCUGACAAGGUCAAGCUCCAAGGAAGGGAUUCUCUACAUAUCUACAUUGUUUGCAGAUUUUACAAUAAUCAUUUAUUCUUGCAUGGCUGAUCAUUGUUAACCAAUACAAAUAAAAUAAUAAAGAAAUGACCCACAUUUUA